AAAGCGGAAGUUGCGUAUUACACGUUGACAACACUUGCAGCACGUGGGGUCCAUGGAUGGUGCGGCUAAAAGCUAGAGAUUUUGUUUGAAGAGUACAUUUUUUGCCUUAUAUUGUUAUACGUCGAGGGGGAAUAAAGCUGCGAUAGAGAAAAGACCACCUCAGCGCCUGAUCCCGGAGCUCAAACAUGUCCCAGGAGGAGGCUCCAGAGGGAGACACCAGGAGGACCCGCAGCGGCCGCAGAGUGCGCACUCCUGCCGCACUUCAGAUCUCUGCGCCUGCGGGAAGAACACAAGGCCGCAGGACAAGACGUUCAGUGCUCCAGGAAAUACCAGCCCUGGAGGAAAAUACUACAGACGAGGAGCAGAAACCACACGUCCCUGUCGAGGAGGAGAAUGACCGCGUUUGUGAAGCUGAACCUGUGGCACAACCAAAAACCGAAGCGCACACAGCCAACACUCAAAACGACAGCGUGAAACACGAGCAGGUGACAUGCAAGGACAAAGAAAUGCCUCCUUCCACCGCAGAUCAAUGCACUGCCCCAAAUAAGAAGCCCCGACUGGCCCCGACUGUCAAACAGGCCCCCACAAUCCCACUGGGAAAACCCAAAUCAGGAAGAGUUUGGAAAGAUCGAAACAAGCAAAGGUUCUCAGCAGUGGUCAGGGAUAAACAGCUGUGUAGUUCCUGGGAGAAGAAGAUGCAGGCCAAACGAGAGAAGGAGCUGGUCAAACAGUAUUCUCAGCAGCUGAAGGAGGAGAAAGCUCGACAGAAAGAGGAUAAGAGGAAGAGGAGAGAAGAAAACUUGAAACGACGGGCGGAGAAUGAACGUAAAGCUGAGAUUGUUCAAGUGAUCCGGAAUACAACCAAAAUCAAGAGGAUGAAGAAGAAACAGUUGAGACGGAUUGAGAAGCGAGACACCUUGGCCCUGCUGCAAAAAUCAAAGAACAAUAAUCAGAGCACAAAACCCAAGGCCCCAAAAAGUGUAAAGGAAGGUCCCCCUGGUUCACUUUUGACCUAAGGAUGCGGUUUAGAAGAUACUGAUUAUUAUUACGCUUGUUUUUGUAAUAAUAGUUAUGGAUUUUUGUAUUGCUACCAAACUGAGGCGUGUUCAUUGUCUUUUAAAGGUUCUAUAUUACGUAAAACUGAGUCUCGUUACCUUUUAAACCAUAAUAAUAUGUUGUAACCUCCUCAAAAACAUACCUGGAGUUGUGCUUUGUUUCAUUCACACACGUGUGUAACCCUUUAUUAUUAGUGUGUCUACACCUCCAAAGCUCAAAAUGCUCCUCUAGUUCAGUAGAGAUUGGCAAGUCCAGGGCUGAAAUUAUCCAAAUGAUUCUAGUGAAGGUGAAUGGAGUUGAACACAGUGGAGCACUUCCUGUAUUACCACAUGACAUCACAAGGUGGAACAGAGUGUUUUCUGUUUGAAAGAACUGUGUGUUAAACCUGUGUGAAUGAAACAAAACACAACUCCACGUCUGUUUGUGAUGAGGAAACAACAUUGUGUAUUAUGGGACCUUAAAGAAUCAGAGAGAUAUUCGCCCCUAUGGAUUUAUGGAUGCUCAAAAUACUUCUAUACUGUAUAUUAAACAUCUUUAUGGAAAUUAUCUU
Molecule: messenger RNA, 1606 nt
Organism: Periophthalmus magnuspinnatus
Lineage: Eukaryota; Metazoa; Chordata; Actinopteri; Gobiiformes; Gobiidae
Gene: ccdc86
Product: coiled-coil domain containing 86
Exons: 4
Coding region: 186-1016 (276 amino acids)
Cellular component (GO): nucleolus
Source: RefSeq, a predicted model, not a curated record